CCAACGAGAGGAUAAAUCGCCCAGGCUAUACCAGCGUUGCCAAAUCACAAGAAAUUUUUUUGGUGCCAUAGAUAAAAUGUUCCAUGUUGGUAUUCCAAUUUCCAACGUAUUCUUGGUUUUUGUGUUGACGUUAGGUCGAUUGUUCUUCUCUGGUUAGGUUAUAAUUGUUUUAUUCAAAGUGUGUCUGUUUUAAAACAAGAAACAAAAUGUCUGUGAUGUGCUUUAUAUGUGAUAAAAUGUUCAGUACACAGUCAUCUUAUAAUAGACAUGUACGAGAAGUGCAUAGGGAAAAUGAGGAACCUGUAUCUUAUUCAACUCAAGACGGAAAAGGAACUAAUUUAAGUAAUUGCUGCCUUGAACCAGGGUGCAAUUGUGCAUUUAAAACAAUUAAGGACUUGGUGAAACACCUGCAAAAUGUCCAUCUAAUAAAUUUUGAAACUGAAUGUCUGGCCAUGGAUAAUAUAAAUGAGUUUAAUAAUUGGAAAUCCAGUAUAGAAUUAGAGAAUAAUUGUUAUUACGUCUGGAAGAGUAGAAAUUGUAGUACUAUUAGAGAAAUAGUAUAUUACAAGUGUAAUAGAAGUAAAACAAGCUAUACUUUGAAAGAAAAUGACCAAAGAACAAAAUUGGUGAAAAGUCAAGGAUCUUGCAAGAUGAAUAAUGCUUGUACUAGUGAAAUAAAGCUUAUAAAAGAAAAUAAUGCAAUUAAAGUAGAGUGGCAAAAAGUUCAUUAUGGCCAUACAGUAGAAAUACAACAUAUUAGAUUACCAACGAGAGAAAAGCAAAAAAUUGCAACAAAGCUGUUUAAUGGUGUGCCGCCUAAUAGAAUUUUGGAAUCCACACGAGACAACAUUGGACACCAAUUAAAACGAGUUGACAUGUUAACAUCAAGAGAUAUAUCUAAUAUAAAAGUUUCUUAUGGUGUAGAAUUAAAAGAUGGAAGAAGAGACUCCAAUGAUGCUUUCUCUGUUGCUUUAUGGGUUCAGGAAUGUAAGCAACUUAAAGAAAAUCCAGUUUUAUUUUACAAGGAGCAAGGAAAAGAAGAUGAUAUUUUAAAAGAAGAUGAUUUUUGCUUAAUUAUAAUGAACGCAUUUCAAAGGCAAAUGAUUAAACAAUUUUCCAAAAUCAUUACCAUUGAUAGUACCCAUGGCCUUAAUGGGUAUGAUUUUGAAAUGACCACUAUUAUGAUAAUUGAUGAAUUUCAUCAUGGUUUCCCAGUGGCAGAAAUGUUCACGAAUAGAAAAGAUACCUUAGUACAACGCAUCUUCUUUUCAGCAAUUAAGGACGUAGUAGGUGUAAUUCAUUGUACAUAUUUCAUGUCCGAUAUGGCUGAAGUGUUUUUUAAUGCUUGGUUCUACAUAAUGGGUCCACCAUAUCCGCAACACUUAUACUGUUCUUGGCAUGUAGACAGAGCAUGGCAAAGUAAUUUAAAUAAAAUUUAUAAUAAAGAAAAAAGAGCAGAUAUUUAUAAAAUUUUAAAAGUAUUGCAGCAAGAUACUAGUGAAUCAGACUUUAAUCCAGCUCUUGAAAGUGCCUUAACUCAUAUGUGCAGUAAUAAUGAUACAAAACAUUUUGGAGAGUAUUUCGCUAAUACAUAUGGCCAUAAUUUUAAAAAAUGGGCUUACUGUUUCCGAAAGGAUGCUCAUAUUAACACAAACAUGCAUUUAGAAUCUAUGCAUAAAGUAAUAAAAUACUUUUAUUUAAAACGUAAAACUGUGAAACGUCUUGAUAAAGGUCUAAAUGUGGUACUAAAGUUCAUACGAGAUAAAUGCGUAGAGAGAAUAAUUAGAUUAAGUAAAGGUGAACAUACACAGAAGACAAAAUUAUUAUCCAAAAGUCAUCAGAAAAGCCUUACAAAAAGCGAUGAAUACAAUAUUAUUACAUUAAAGAAUAAACGGAGCUGGAAUAUUUUUAAAAAUGGAGAUAUAUCAUAUACUGUUCAACAAAUAAUGGAUGUAAAAUGCUGUGAAGAAAUAUGCUUGUUUUGUGAAGUAUGCAACCACAUGUUUUGUUGUAACUGUAUGUAUUUUAAGGAAAGCAGAAAUAUGUGCAAACACAUUCACAUGACAGCCUCAUACAUAUGUAAAAAAGCAAAUGAAAAUGCUAAUGUUUCUGAUAAGAAUAUUUUAAUAUCAGAAACCUUAACAGCUCUUUCACAAACCCAACCAUCAAAUAGUUCAGAAUCCAAUAUACAUAAAAUAAAAAUGAUGAUAGUCCAAUUGGAAGAUUUAGAUUUUACUAAACUUGACGAUGCCAUUAUAGGUAAAAUCUAUAAUCAUUUGUCAAUUAUUAAUAAAAUUACUAACUGUUCAGAGGUUUCAAAUUUACAAACCAAAAAGUUUAAUGAAAGAAGUGUUUCCUUUAAGAGGUAUAUCGAGCCUCAAAUAAGGUUUACAUCUACCAAAAAGAGGCGUAGUGAAAAAAGAACUUUUGUUCGGGCAUCACCAGAUGAGACCAAAAUAAUUAAAGCCAAUUUACUAAUACACCCAAAGAAAAUGAAUGUACCCAAUACAAAUUAUUUGUAAAUCAGCCUUAUCAUUAUCAUUAAAUGAUCAUCAGUAUUUAACGUAAUUUUAUUUUUCUAAUCUAAUGUAAUUAAUUAUCGCUUACCGCCAUAGGCAUUCCAUGUCAAUCUUAAAAUUUACAUGUGCAAAAUUAAACGCAUAUAUACGUUUUCAUGUAUUUUUUAUAGUCUUAUUUACUUAUUUUUUAACAUUAAUUUUUAAUAAUAUAUUUAUAGAUUUACUUUAUUGGUUUUAUAGAUAUACCUAUAAUAUGUUUUAUUAUUAUUUCUUAAUUAAUUGUAAAUACCUAUAAUAUGUUUUAUUAUUAUUUCUUAAUUUAUUACUCUCGUGUAAUAAAAUUACUUCUUUAAGGUUUCAAUUUUUGUGAAAAUAAAUAUUUUAAAUACCUACAAAAUGGAACCAAAAAUAUAAUAAAAACCCCUUCCGAAUAAUUAAGUGGUAAUAAUAGAUAAUAAAGGAAUUUUGAAUUUUCCGCCAAGUAUUAACGACAUAAAGUGGACAAUUUGGCAACGUUGGUAUCACCUGGGCGAUUUAUCCUCUCGUCUGGAAUAUGGCGCCCAACUUGAUUAGACCUUCUGCGCAUGUUGACGCUCAUUCUCUAUCCCUUCUAUUUCUCUGCUCCUACGUAAUACCGCAUAAAGAAGAAAACGAACAGGGAAUUAAUCAAAGACACCUUUUAAUGUCUUUGGUUUUGUUCUUUUUAAUGUUUUAAUGUUUUGUAAUUUUGAUUCUUGGGUCUGACCCGUUCCUCCAUCAGCUCUUCUAGGUCUGUCUCUGUAUCCGAAAAUUCGGACGCCUCAGAUUCUUCGGAAGAUUCAAAAUCGCUCAUUUCUUUUCUUAAUUUUUUGAAGAAAAAAACACUAAAUAAAAACUACACACGUUUUGUAUGUUAAGUUUACCAAUAUUAUUGACGUCGGGUCGCAAUACGCAUGCGCCGGACACUUUACUUGCAAAAGAUCCGCGAACA
Messenger RNA from Sitophilus oryzae (rice weevil), 3489 nucleotides. RefSeq lists its product as uncharacterized. Lineage: Eukaryota; Metazoa; Arthropoda; Insecta; Coleoptera; Curculionidae. The record is from RefSeq and is a predicted model, not a curated record. The transcript has 5 exons. Bases 207 to 2522 code for a protein of 771 amino acids.